This is a messenger RNA of Copidosoma floridanum, 710 nucleotides long. RefSeq names its product THO complex subunit 7 (gene thoc7). Gene Ontology annotation, biological process: mRNA export from nucleus; mRNA processing. Gene Ontology annotation, cellular component: THO complex part of transcription export complex. The record is from RefSeq and is a predicted model, not a curated record. Lineage: Eukaryota; Metazoa; Arthropoda; Insecta; Hymenoptera; Encyrtidae.
UUGUCGAUUCGACUACACUGCUCCGGAUUGCGAAUUUCAUUUCUCAUUUCAAACAAUAAUUUUUGUGUAAUCUUUUUAAAUUUGACGUAACUAUUAAAGUAAAAUUUAAAAUGUCUGAUGAAGAAGUCAUUCGUAGGAGAUUGUUGAUUGAUGGGGAUGGUAUCGGAGACGACCGUAGACUUUACAUUAUUUUGAAGUCUUUUAUGAAAUGGGUAAAUAAUCCGGAAGUUGACCAUGUCCUGCAUGAAAGGAUGCUUUCUCAAUUAGCACAGUGUGAGUUUGCACAGAGAAAAUCUAGACUAGUCUCUUGCAUGAGUCAAGAAGAACAAAAAAAUUAUGAAAAUUUAUCAAAGGAAAUUGAUCUUGAAAUCGAAGAAGCCAAGGUAAACAUUGAAAAAACCAAGGCUGAGCUUCAAGAAGCCAAGCAAGUUAGGAAAAACAGGAUCGAGUACGAUGUGUUGGCCAAAGUUAUUAAUGUUCAGCCAGAUAGGAGAGAAACUAAUGUCAAACUUGCAACACUUCAAAAAGAGCUGGGAAGCUUGAAAGAAAAAUUACACCACUUGGAACAAAAACUUGAAAUGAGAAGAAAACAGUUUCAUGUUCUCAUAUCUUCGAUACAUUCUUUGCAGGGUAUGCUGGAUGAAUCUGACGAGGAAAUAAUGGAUGUCAGCUUAGAAGAUGUAAAUAUGUCUCCUAAAGUAGCGGCUUAA